UUUUUCUUUGCUAAAGGGGUAUUUCCAUGGGUUUGCCUUGGUAUCGUGUUCAUACUGUCGUAUUGAAUGAUCCGGGUCGAUUGCUUGCGGUGCAUAUAAUGCACACAGCUCUAGUUUCUGGUUGGGCUGGCUCAAUGGCUUUAUACGAAUUAGCAGUUUUUGAUCCCUCUGAUCCUGUUCUGGAUCCAAUGUGGAGACAAGGUAUGUUCGUAAUUCCCUUCAUGACUCGUUUAGGAAUAACGGAUUCGUGGGGUGGUUGGAGUAUUUCAGGAGGAACUGUAACAAAUCCGGGUAUUUGGAGUUAUGAAGGUGUGGCAGGUACGCAUAUUGUGUUUUCUGGCUUGUGUUUCUUGGCAGCGAUCUGGCAUUGGGUAUAUUGGGACCUAGAAAUAUUCUCUGAUGAGCGGACGGGAAAACCCUCUUUGGAUUUGCCCAAGAUCUUUGGAAUUCAUUUAUUUCUUGCAGGGGUGGCUUGCUUUGGCUUUGGGGCAUUUCAUGUAACGGGUUUGUAUGGUCCUGGGAUAUGGGUAUCCGAUCCUUAUGGGCUAACUGGAAAAGUACAAGCUGUAAAUCCAGCGUGGGGUGCAGAAGGUUUUGAUCCUUUUGUUCCGGGGGGAAUAGCUUCUCAUCAUAUUGCUGCGGGUACAUUGGGUAUAUUAGCGGGCUUAUUCCAUCUUAGUGUCCGUCCGCCUCAACGUCUAUAUAAAGGAUUACGUAUGGGCAAUAUUGAAACUGUACUUUCCAGUAGUAUCGCUGCUGUUUUUUUUGCAGCUUUCGUAGUUGCUGGAACUAUGUGGUAUGGGUCAGCAACGACCCCAAUCGAAUUAUUUGGGCCUACUCGUUAUCAGUGGGAUCAGGGAUACUUUCAGCAAGAAAUAUAUCGAAGAGUUAGCAAUGGUUUAGCCGAAAAUCUUAGUUUAUCAGAAGCUUGGUCUAAAAUUCCCGAAAAAUUAGCCUUUUAUGAUUAUAUUGGUAAUAAUCCGGCAAAAGGGGGAUUAUUCAGAGCAGGCUCAAUGGACAAUGGGGAUGGAAUAGAGAGCAUAGACUCCAAGGCAACAGUUAUGGAAGCAACAGAGAAAGACUUUCAGAAGCGUGUUGAGAACACACAAAUCUGCUAUGCUGAAUCUGUCCAAGAGGUGACUAACUUCCGGGAGCAUCUGAGCAAAGACUAG
Triticum aestivum (bread wheat) is the source of this 1172-nucleotide messenger RNA. RefSeq names its product photosystem II CP47 reaction center protein. The coding region runs from base 27 to 1172 and encodes 381 amino acids. The transcript is spliced from 3 exons. The record is from RefSeq and is a predicted model, not a curated record. Gene Ontology annotation, cellular component: photosystem II; membrane. Gene Ontology annotation, biological process: photosynthesis; photosynthesis, light reaction; photosynthetic electron transport in photosystem II. Gene Ontology annotation, molecular function: chlorophyll binding. NCBI's taxonomy places the organism in Eukaryota, Viridiplantae, Streptophyta, Magnoliopsida, Poales, Poaceae.